GUCCCUCUGGAAAUUUUGUUCUCAUGGAAUAGUAAUAGUGUAAUACGAUACAUGUGGUAACUUUUUUAGAUUUGCCAAAUUUCCGUAGAUUCAUGGAAUUUUACGUUUCGAAUUGGACCACUUUAUAGUGAGCUUACACGACUGAUCGGAGAUUCAGAGGCUUUACUCUUCCUGUCCUCCCAGUUUCGUCCCAAACUUGACAAGACCCACCGACAAAGAAGCAAGAAACCAAGAACAGUAGGUGAGUGACGGAAAAAUGACCAUUUCUUCAUACGGCGGCGAACCCAAACACUCUAUUGAUUCCGACCAUACGCGGCUUCACGAGCUCGGCUACAAGCAAGAGCUCAACCGCAACCUCUCGGUGUUGUCCAACUUUGCGUUUUCCUUCUCUAUUAUAUCCGUGCUUACCGGCGUGAACACCCUUUACAGCACUGGGUUGAAUUUUGGUGGCCCAGUUUCAUUGGUGUAUGGAUGGGUCAUUGCAGGUACCUUCACCAUGUUUGUUGGGCUAUCCAUGGCUGAAAUUUGCUCUUCUUAUCCCACCUCAGGGGGUCUCUAUUAUUGGAGUGCCAAGCUUGCUGGUCAAAGCUGGGCUCCUUUUGCUUCUUGGAUCACCGGCUGGUUCAACGUUGUUGGUCAGUGGGCAGUGUCAGCUAGCGUAAACUUUUCACUUGCACAGUUGAUUCAAGUGAUGGUUCUCCUUAGCACAGGUGGAAUGAACGGCGGUGGAUAUGAAGCAUCUAAAUACGUAGUUAUUGCUAUACAUGGUGGAGUUCUUCUAUCACAGGCUAUCUUGAAUAGCCUUCCCAUAUCGUUGUUGUCCUUUCUUGGACAGAUAGCUGCUGCGUGGAAUAUAUUUGGUGUCUUUCUUCUUAUGAUUUUGGUCCCGUUAGUUGCAAAGGAACGAGCCAGUGCCAAGUUCGUGUUUACACACUUUAACACUGACAACGGGGUUGGAAUCCAUAGCGAAGUGUAUAUAUUUGUCUUGGGGCUCCUUAUGAGCCAGUAUACGUUAUCGGGCUAUGAUGCAUCUGCCAAUAUGACAGAGGAAACGAAGAAUGCUGCUAAGAAUGGGCCGAAAGGAAUCAUACUUGCCAUUGGCAUAUCGCUUAUUGCUGGAUGGUGUUACAUACUUGGUAUAACUUUUGUUGUUACCGAUAUCCCGUAUCUUUUGAGCCCGGAUAACGAUGCGGGUGGUUAUGCUAUCGCUCAAAUGUUCUAUGAUGCGUUUAAGAGUAGAUAUGGCAGCGGUGUUGGUGGAAUUGUUUGUUUAGGUGUUAUAGCCGUCGCCAUAUUCUUCUGUGGAAUGAGCUCACUGACUAGCAACUCGAGGAUGGCUUAUGCAUUCUCGCGAGAUGGAGCUAUGCCAUUUUCGGCGUUCUGGCAUAAAGUGAACAAGCAAGAGGUCCCAAUUAACGCAGUCUGGGCAUCAGCUCUAAUCGCAUUCUGCAUGGCACUAACGUCUCUUGGAAGCAUAGUAGCAUUUCAAGCCAUGACAUCAAUAGCAACCAUCGGUCUUUACAUUGCAUACGCUUUGCCAUCCUUUUUCAGAGUGACUUUGGCCCGGAAAUCUUUCGUGCCAGGGCCGUUCAACUUGGGGCGCUAUGGGGUCGUCGUGGGUUGGAUUUCGGUCUCGUGGGUGGCCACCAUUUCUGUGCUCUUCUCGUUGCCUGUAAGGUAUCCUAUAACAGAUAAAACUCUGAAUUACACUCCAGUAGCAGUAGGAGGCCUUCUUGUUCUGGUUGUCUCUUCAUGGAUUUUUGGUGCUAGGCAUUGGUUCAAAGGCCCUAUUACAAAUAUUGAUCACUCUUCAAGUGGAGAUGCAUAAUUGUAAGAUUUUUGUAUGUACAAAUGUGGGACAUUAGAGAUUUCAAAUUGUUUAGUACUUGCUUAAGCUUAUGUUUUAUGGAAUAAACUAUGUAGCCCUGCAA
Molecule: messenger RNA, 1931 nt
Organism: Ipomoea nil (Japanese morning glory)
Lineage: Eukaryota; Viridiplantae; Streptophyta; Magnoliopsida; Solanales; Convolvulaceae
Product: amino-acid permease BAT1 homolog
Exons: 8
Coding region: 257-1828 (523 amino acids)
Biological process (GO): gamma-aminobutyric acid transport; transmembrane transport
Cellular component (GO): membrane
Molecular function (GO): L-glutamate transmembrane transporter activity; L-lysine transmembrane transporter activity; gamma-aminobutyric acid transmembrane transporter activity
Source: RefSeq, a predicted model, not a curated record